CUAGAGGGUGGAGAGAGAAAGGGAGGAGGGAGGAGGAGUGGUCAUGGCCCCGACGAUCGAGCGCCGUGUUUAAAAUCGCCGGCCCUUAAUUCUCUCGCACCGGUUACUACUAGUACCACCACCCCGUCCGCCCGCUGCUGGCGCUGUGGAGAGCGCGACAAGGAUAGGGAAGAAAGAUAGUAGCCGGGAGCGGGGGGGAGGUCCAGCCAGCCAGCCAGCCAGCGGCGGAGGAGGAGGAGCUAGCGGGGAGCUGUUCUAGUCGGCCGUUUCGGUUCGGUGCAGAAGGCGCAGCAUAUGGAAACAAGGUUGCGAGGGGUGGCAUCCGGCGCAUGACUGAGUGCGUGGCGAAGCAAGCCCUGGCGCGCGUGCUGAUCUUGGAGGCGCGCGGGCCGCUGGCGUUACCACUCCGGCGUGUAUAAAUAGGAGCCGGGGGCGAGGCCGGAGAGGGCACACUGCAGCACAGACCCAAGAUCUCUCCUCCUUCCUCCUCCUCCUCCUCCUCCUCUGUAGGCUGUAGCCGCCGGCGAGCGACAGCGAUGGACUUCGGGGAUGACCAGGAGGGUGGCUCCGAGAGCAACCAGCAGCAGCAGCAGAACCAGAACCAGAACCAGCGGCGCAAGCGCUACCACCGCCACACGCCGCGCCAGAUUCAGACGCUCGAGGCGAUGUUCAAGGAGUGCCCCCACCCCGACGAGACGCAGCGCGCCGCUCUCAGCCAGGACCUCGGCCUGGAGGCCCGCCAGAUUAAGUUCUGGUUCCAGAACCGGCGCACGCAGAUGAAGGCGCAGCACGAGCGGCAGGACAACUGCUUCCUGCGCGUGGAGAACGACAAGAUCCGGUGCGAGAACAUCGCCAUGCGGGAGGCGCUGAAGAACGUCAUCUGCCCCACCUGCGGCGGCCCGCCCGUCGCCGAGGACUACUUCGACGAGCAGAAACUGCGCAUGGAGAACGCCAGGCUGAAGCAGGAGCUCGACCGCGUCGCUGGCCUCACCGCCAAGUACCUCGGCCGCCCCUUCACGCAGAUGCCGCAGGGCACGCCGCAGAUGUCGGUGUCCUCCCUCGACCUGUCCAUGGGCGGGGUACCGAUGGGCGGCCAUCACCAGCCGUUCGGCGGCGGCGGCCUGUCGCUGGACCUCGACCUCCUCAGCGGGGCCGGCCUGGGCCUGCCGUCGUCGGACACGCCGGCCAUGCAUCUGCCGGCGCCCGUCACUGACGCGGAGCGCCCAUUGAUGGCCAGGAUGGCCACGCGGGCCAUGGACGAGCUGAUCCGCCUCACCCAACAGGGCGAAAACGUCUGGGUCAAGAUCCCCGGCGGCGACGGCCGGGAGAUCAUCCACGUCGAGACGUACGACUCCAUCUACUCCAAGCCCGGCAGCAGCAACUUCCGCGCCGGAGACAUCCGCGUCGAGGGCUCCCGGGACACGGUGAUCGUGUGCAUGAGCCCCGUCGCCCUCGUCGAAGUGUUCAUGGACGCGAGCAAGUUUAUGGAGUUCUUCCCAAGCAUCGUGUCCCACGCGCGGAUCACCGACAUCCUCGUCAAUGGCAUCAACGGGAGGAGCGAGUCGCUCGUCAUGAUGUACGAGCAGCUGCAGUUCACGACGCCGGCCGUCCCAACCCGCGAGUUCAGCUUCCUCCGCUACUGCCGGCAGAUCGACCAGGGCGUGUGGGCCAUCGCCGACGUCUCCGCGGACAUGCAGCGGGAGGUCCACUACGGCGGGCCGCCGCCGCGCUCCCGCCGCCUCCCGUCCGGCUGCCUCAUCUCCGACAUGACCAAUGGCUACUCCAGGGUGACCUGGGUGGAACACAUGGAGAUCGAGGACAAGAGCCCGAUCGGCCCCCUGUACCGCGACAUGGUGCAGAGCGGCGCCGCCUUCGGCGCGCACCGCUGGGUCGCCUCGCUGCACCGCGCCUGCGAGCGCUACGCUUCUUCACUCGAGUCGCCCGGCGUGAUGCACGGCGAGACCACCGGAGUGACGGCUGAAGGGAGGCGCAGCAUGAUGGCGCUGUCGCAGCGCAUGGUGAGCAGCUUCUGCGGGAGCAUGACGGCGUCGCAGCAGCACCAGUGGACGACCAUGCCCGGCGCCGACGGCAACGAGGUGUGCGUGCGCGUGGCCAUGAACCAGGGCGCCGGCCAGCCCAACGGCGUGGUGCUCGGCGCUGCCACCUCCGUCUGGCUCCCCGUCCCCGCCGACCACGUCUUCGCCUUCCUCCGGGACGAGAACACGCGCGCCCAGUGGGACGUGCUGUCCAAGGAGAAUUCGGUGCAGCCGGUGUCGCGCGUCCCCAACGGCCCCGAUCCCGGCAACUGCAUCACCCUGUUGCGGGCCCUGAGCCCGAGCCAGAGCCCCCAAGGCGGCCAGGUCACCAUGCUGGUGCUGCAGGAGAGCUCCACGGACGCGUCGGGGGGCUCCAUGGUGGUGUACUCGCCCAUCGACAUCCCGGCGGCCAACAUGAUGAUGAGCGGCGCCGACCCAUCGGCCAUCCCGCUGCUGCCCUCGGGGUUCGCCAUCUGGCCCGCGGCCGUGGGCGGCGCGUCCACCAGCGCCGCCGGCCCGAUGGCGGCGGGGUCCAUCGUCAGCGUCGCCUUCCAGAUCCUCAUCAGCAGCCUGCCGUCGUCCAAGCUCAACGCCGAGUCCAUCGCCACCGUCAACAACCUCGUCAACACCACAAUCCAGAACAUCAAGGCCUCCCUCAACUGCGCGUAGCCGCCAUGGGCCAUGAAGCCGGAGCUCACCCCACCCAUCCACCCAUCAAUCCGAGCUAAGCUAGAGUGUUUGUCUAGUGUUUCUGAGACGAGGGAGGAAGAGAGAGAGAGAGAGUGAACAGUUGGUUGGUGCGUUGAAUGCUCGCAUUCAUGCACUCCACCUGCUGUUGCUGCGGCAUCUCAUGCCGACCCAGCUCUCUCUCUCUUCCUCCUCCCGUCCGUCCAUCCAUGCAUCCACCGUCACACCACCACAUUGCAUGUUUAGGCUUCGUUGGUCCGUCAUUCUUCAGUUUGGGUUUGGAUUUAGCUAAUUUUACAGGAUUUUUUCCACCUUAAAUCAAACUAGUUCAUGCAUGCAUAUGCGUCGGUCAGGUCAGUCAGUCAGGUCAGUCAGAGUCAGAGAGAUCAUGAGAAAGAGAGAUAUGAUAGGCGCCUUUGACAGCGAGAGAGUCAAGAACGAACCAUUGCUGCUUGUCCCUUCCUCCCUCCUAGCUAGCUCGUGCCGCCGCAGCACCACCACCACCACCAUACAUUGUUUCCUCCUAUGCAUGUGUUGGUGUCGUGUGCGCGCGCGCGGCAGGGAAUAGGGGGUAUGGUAGGGGGUGAAAUGCAUGGUUCGGGUAUUGACUUGGCUCCAUCAAUGUACAGCCUUGAAUGAACAUUCAUUUCGGUUAUAAAUGGAAAAGAAAGAGAUCUGGUUAAAGCUUGA
This is a messenger RNA of Hordeum vulgare subsp. vulgare (domesticated barley), 3413 nucleotides long. RefSeq names its product homeobox-leucine zipper protein ROC8-like. The coding region runs from base 537 to 2705 and encodes 722 amino acids. Gene Ontology annotation, biological process: regulation of DNA-templated transcription. NCBI's taxonomy places the organism in Eukaryota, Viridiplantae, Streptophyta, Magnoliopsida, Poales, Poaceae. Gene Ontology annotation, molecular function: DNA-binding transcription factor activity, RNA polymerase II-specific; DNA binding; lipid binding. The transcript is spliced from 9 exons. The record is from RefSeq and is a predicted model, not a curated record.